Pogoniulus pusillus (Red-fronted tinkerbird) is the source of this 7618-nucleotide messenger RNA. RefSeq names its product protein tyrosine phosphatase receptor type B (gene PTPRB). The record is from RefSeq and is a predicted model, not a curated record. Lineage: Eukaryota; Metazoa; Chordata; Aves; Piciformes; Lybiidae. The transcript has 34 exons. Gene Ontology annotation, molecular function: cadherin binding; protein tyrosine phosphatase activity. Gene Ontology annotation, biological process: angiogenesis; peptidyl-tyrosine dephosphorylation involved in inactivation of protein kinase activity. Bases 1 to 6621 code for a protein of 2206 amino acids. Gene Ontology annotation, cellular component: signaling receptor complex.
AUGGAUUCUCUACUCCACGUCCUGCUUUCUGCCUGUCUUGCCUUGACGCUCUCAGAAGGGUUUCUGAUUAUCCAUGUCCAGAAACAGCAGUGCCUUUCAGAAAAGAGAGGAGUCGUGGUGGAAAAGUGCAACCUGAGCAGCCUCAACCAGCAGUGGCAGUGGACGGCAGAGGACAGGCUCCUGCACCUGAAAUCCGCUCGCUGCCUGAGCAUCUCCACCCGCUCCGCCCUCUCCUCCCGCAGCAUCGUCGUCGACUGUCCCCAGGCGGUCAGGUGGAGCUGCCAGGAGGAGGAUGGGCUCCUGAAGGUGGCCAACAGCUCUCUCUUCCUCACAAAGCAAGGUCAGAAGGUGAUGGCCAAGCAGAGCAAGAAAUACCUCCAUAGCUGGAUGCAGCUGGAAGCCAGCGAGACGGGAAAACCUGUGUAUGUCAAUCUGUGCUCAAAGCAAGAUCUGGAAGAUGCAGACACCUCUGUAUGGAGCACCAGAACUACAUCCCCCUCUUUAAACACCGCUACCUCUAGACCUGAAUACCUGCUGAAGAGCAGCACAGAGGUGUUCAUCAGAAAUGAGACUGAACACCUCAGUGAAAAGCUCUCCUUUGACUUGAACACUGCACUAACAGAGAGCACCUGGCCUCCAGGAACUACUCCUCAGUACUCCAGCACUACAGAAGAGGCUGCGCCGGGGGCAGAGCGGCGAUGCAGCGCCAACCUGACGGAGCAGUUGGUCGUCGGGCAGAGCGUCCGGCUGCGGUGGGGCGCCGCGGGCAGCGCCUGCAACUUCAGCGUGACCGGGCGCUCGCAGGAGGGGGAGGCGGCCGGCUGCCGGCCUGCCGCCGCGGGCAACGGCUCCUACGGCUGCGCCCUGCGGGACCUGGAGGCCGGGACCUGGUACCACCUCCGCAUCGAGCCGCUCGCCGACGGGGAAGUCGUCAACGUCUCCGUGCUGACAGAUCCUUUACCACCACUUCGUUUUGAAAUCAGUAAGGAGAAAACUACACUCACAAGCUUGCAGGUUCAGUGGGAUCCUUCCUCAGGAAAGGUGGACCUGUAUCACCUAGCAUUAUUUGAUCAGGAUAAUAAAAAGCUUCAAGAAGUCUCCAUACCAGGAAGAAGUUCAAACCUGGAAAAUGCUUUUUCCAGCCUCAUCCCUGGGAAUAAAUACAGCAUUGUCCUCAGUGCAGUCGCUGGAAAUAAGAGCACCCCAGAGCUCCGCAUCAGUGGAUCUACAGUACCAUCCCCUGUGAAAAACAUCCAGGUCAGUGUCAAGACAGACACCAUCCAUGCCUCGUGGUCUCCUGGCUUUGGACAUGUGGAUCGCUACAGGCUGCUGUUACUGGAUAACCAGGUCCUGGUUCGCGAGGAUCAGCAAGAGCAUCCUCUGACCUCCUACACGUUUGCAGGACUUACAGCAGGCCACCUGUAUAACCUUUCAGUCAUAGCUCAUGCUGCAGGUUUGGAGAGCAGCAGUUCUCAAGCAGUCAGGACAGCCCCAGCUGAAGUCUUAGAUUUGACGGUGACUAACGAUGGCAGCCUAGAUACUUUAAAAGUGAAGUGGAAAAGACCUCCAGGAGACCUCAGCUUCUAUAACAUCACUCUGUCUCAUCUUGGAUCAGUUGAAGCUGUGAGAAGUUUGGAGGCAGCAGUCACAGAGACUCGCUUUGAGAAGCUGACUCCAGGACGGCUCUAUCAGGUCACUGCCCGCACAGUCAGCGGAGAGCUGUUUGCUGACCGGGUGGCGGACGGCAGGACACUGCCCCAGCAGGUGUCGGAGCUGAAGGCGGGCGGCGGCGGCUGGCUGGGGUCCCUGCGAGUGCGGUGGCUGCCGCCUAGCGGCGACUGGGAGAACUACCGCCUGCUCCUCUGGAACCGCUCCGCCCUGCUGCUCAACGCCACCCUGCGCAAGGACACCACCGAGUACCUCAUCCACGACCUGGGCCUCAUCCCGGGCAGGCAGUAUGAUGUGGACGUCGUCGUAGAGAGCGGCGGUUUGCAGAGCAGGGCGAGCUGCACGGGGAGAACAGCUCCAGAGGCUGUUCUCCAGCUCCGUGUGAAGCACGCUAAUGAAUCCUCCCUCAGCGUCAUGUGGAUGACCCCCGUGGCAGAGUGGGACAGCUACGUGGUCUCACUGGGGGACAGGGAACUCACUAUCAUUAAAAAAGGCCUGGCAAAAGAAGCUAAGGAAUUCACCUUCACCGGCUUGGUACCUGGAAGGAAGUACACAGCUACCAUCACUACCAUCAGUGGGAUUUUAAGCAACUGGACUUCAGUGGAAGGGAGAACAGUGCCAGCCCAAGUGAGUGAGCUGACUGUGGAAAGUCAGGGAUCGACCAACAGCUUGUUCACCAACUGGACGACAGCGCUGGGGGACGUAGACUCCUACCAAGUGCUACUGAUCCAUGAGAAUGUUGUCAUUAAGAAUGAGACUGUGCCCAGUGAAACCAAUGGAUACCACUUCUAUGCCCUGAAACCUGGAGGGCUCUAUUCAGUUGUUGUCACCACUGUCAGCGGGGGGAUAGCUUCAAGGCAGAAGAUCGCAGAGGGGAGGACAGUUCCUUCCAGCGUGACUGGAGUCACAGUGAAUAACUCAGGUCGCAGUGACUACCUCAGCGUUUCUUGGCUGCCAGCUGCUGGAGACGUAGACAACUACUUGGUGACCCUCUCUCAUGAUGGUCAGAUUGUGCAGACUCUCACCUUUUCCAAGUCCUUUAGUGAGUGCUCCUUCAGCAGCCUUACUCCUGGAAUGCUCUACAAUGUGACCAUCACCACAAAGAGCGGCAAGUAUGAAAACUACUUCUUCAGCCAGGAGCGAACAGUCCCUUCCAGCGUUCAGGGACUUACGGUCAGCAAUUCAGCCAGAAGUGACUACUUGAAGGUGUCCUGGUUGCAUGCCUCUGGAUAUUUUGAUGAUUACCAAGUGGUCAUCAAGAACAACCAUGAUUUCAUCCAGACCAAAAGUGUCCCCAAGGAUGAAAAUGAAUGUGUGUUCACUAACCUGGUCCCAGGGAGGCAGUACAGUGUCACGGUCAGCACGAGGAGUGGCAAAUAUGAAACUAGUGAAAGGGUCUAUGGCAGAACAAUGCCCGAGUCGGUGAAGGAACUAACUCUUAGCAACAGGAGCACAGAAGAUUUGCAAGUGACUUGGUCAAAGGCUGAGGGGGAUGUUGAUAAAUACGAGAUUCAACUCCUCUUCAAUGAUAUGAAGAUCUUCCCACCCAUUUUCCUCGGGAACACUGCUGAGGAGUGCUGGUUCACAGCUCUGACUCCAGGACGUCUGUACAAGAUCCUUGUCUUGACCAUCAGUGGAGAUGCACAACGUGCUACCUUCAUUGAAGGCCUGACAAUUCCGAGUGCAGUUAGAAACAUUCACCUGUCGCCUGAUGGCAUGACAAACAGCCUGAGGGUGAGCUGGACCCCUGGGAGUGGAGAUGUUGAUUCCUACACAGUGACUCUGUUUCAGCAGAACCGUCAGCUUGAUUCCCAGAGUGUGUCCAAGCACACCUCUGAGCACACGUUUCACAAGCUGGAAGCUGGGGAGCAGUACCAGGUGGUGGUGCAGUCUAACAGCGGCACCUUGAACAACAGCCUGGCAGCUCUGGGGAGAACAGUUCCAGCCUCUGUCCAGGAAUUAGUAGCCCAUCAUGCUUACAGCAGUCAUUCCUUGCUAGUAACCUGGCAGAGAGCUCCUGGUGUGGCAGAAAGAUAUGACAUUCUGCUCUUGAAUGAGGAAGGGGUCCUCCUGAGCAACAAGUCAGAGCCAGCCACUGCCAAACAGCACAAAUUUGAAGAUUUGUUAGCUGGCAAGAAGUACAAAAUCCAGGUUUUGACAGUCAGUGGUGGGCUCUUCAGCAAGCGAGCAGAAACUGUUGGCCGAACGGUCCCUGCAGCCGUCACCAACCUGAGGGUCACGGAGAACACCACUGACCGACUCUCCUUCAGCUGGACCACCUCUCAGGGGGAGCUUGAUUCCUAUGACAUCUUCCUGUACAACCCAGACAAGUCCCUUCACGACAGGAUCUCAGGAGAGCAGCAGCUGCAGCAGUGCUCGUUCCAGAACCUGCGGCAGGGCAGGUUGUAUCGCAUGGUGAUCGUCACCCACAGCGGGGACCUCACGAAUGAGUCCUCUGUCUUUGGAAGGACAGUGCCAGCUCCAGUUGUCAGCCUCAAGGCGUCCAACCGCAACAUGACCGACAGCCUGUGGUUCACCUGGGCUCCAGCAGCAGGAGAUGUUGACUUCUACGAGCUGAAUCUGUACAACCCAAACGGGACACAGAAAGAAACGUGGCAGAGGAAAGACCUGAGAGAGUGGCAUUUCCAGGGGCUCGUUCCUGGCAGAAAGUACACUCUGGUUGUGGUGACCCACAGCGGUGACCUGACCAACGCAGCCAAUGCUGAGGGAAGAACAGCACCCAGCCCUCCCAACGCCGUGUCCUUCACUGAUGUGGCAAACACCUCCUUAUCAGUCACUUGGCUGGGUCCUCCAGACUGGACAGACUACGAUGAUUUUGAGGUGCAGUGGCUUCCAAAGGAUCCCCUCACAGUGUUCAACCCCUACAGCAGCAGCAGGUCGAAAGUCCGCAUCAUUUACGGCCUGCGCCCGGGCAGGCUCUACGAGUUCAGCGUCAGGACCGUCAGUGGGGACAGCUGGAAGACAUACAGCCAGCCCCAGGCUGCAAGUGUCAGAACCAAGCCGGACAAGAUCCAAAGCCUUCACUGCCGGCCCCAGACGUCCACUGCCAUUGCGUGCUCCUGGACCCCUCCUGACUCUGACUUCGAUGGGUACAGCGUCGAGUGCAAGAAGAUGGACACUCGGGAGGUGGAGUUCUCUAAAAGGAUAGAAAAAGACAAAUCUCUGCUGAACAUCAUGACCCUGGUUCCCCACAAGCGCUACCUGGUGUCCAUCAAGGUGCAUUCUGCAGACAUGACGAGUGAGGUGGUGCAGGACAGCACCAUCACCAUGAUUGACCGUCCCCCCCAGCCACCUCCAGACAUACGAGUGAACAAAAAAGAGGUGCUCAUUACCAAGUCCUCCAUCAACUUUACUUUUAACUGCAGCUGGUUUAGUGAUACUAAUGGAGCUGUGAAGUACUUUACUGUGGUUGUGAGAGAGGCUGAUGGUAGCGAAGGAGCAAAGCCUGAUGAGCAGCACCCAUUACCUUCCUACCUGGAGUACAAACACAACGACUCCAUACGCAUCUACCAGACAAACUAUUUUGCCAGCAGCUGCACUGAGAACCCUGACAGUGACUUUAAAAGCUUUGCCAUUAACCUUGGAGGAGAAAUGGAAAACCUCGGGGGACGCUGCGAUCCGGACCAGCAGAGGUUCUGCGAUGGACCUCUGAAGCCUCGGACUGCUUACAGGAUCAGCAUCCGAGCCUUCACCCAGCUCUUCAGUGAAGACCCAAAGGAUCUCCCUAAACCGCUCUUUGCCGACACCUUCUUCUCUUUACCCAUCACAACAGAGGCAGAGCCUCUGUUUGGAGUGAUUGAAGGUGUGAGCGCAGGCUUGUUUCUGAUCGUGAUGCUAGUGGCUGUUACUGCCUUGUUUGUCUGCAGACAGAAGGUUGGCAGUGGCCACGAGAGACCUACAGCGAGGCUGAGCAUUCGCAGGGACAGGCCACUCGCGGUCCACCUGAACCUGGGCCAGAAAGGGAGCCGCAAGACAUCCAGUCCCAUCAAAGUCACCCAUUUUGAAGCACACUUCACCAAACUGCAAGCGGACUCCAACUACCUCCUGUCCAAGGAGUAUGAGGACUUGAAAGAUGUGGGUCGAAGCCAGACCUGUGACAUAGCACUUCUGCCAGAGAACAGAGGGAAAAAUCGAUACAAUAAUAUAUUGCCCUAUGAUACAUCAAGAGUGAAGCUUUCCAAUGUGGAUGAUGACCCUUGCUCAGACUACAUUAAUGCAAGCUACAUACCAGGCAACAAUUUCCGCAGGGAAUACAUAGCGACUCAGGGCCCUUUGCCUGGCACCAAAGAUGAGUUCUGGAAGAUGGCAUGGGAGCAAAAUGUUCAUAACAUUGUCAUGGUAACCCAGUGUGUGGAGAAGGGCAGGGUGAAGUGUGAUCACUACUGGCCCCUUGACCAGGAUUCCUUGUACUAUGGAGACCUGAUCGUUGAGAUGCUGUCUGAAUCAGUGCUCCCAGAGUGGACAAUAAGGGAGUUUAAAAUCUGCAGUGAAGAGCAGCUUGACUCAACGAGGCUCAUUCGCCACUUCCACUACACUGUCUGGCCGGAUCAUGGUGUGCCAGAGACCACCCAGUCCCUGAUCCAGUUUGUGAGAACUGUGAGGGAUUACAUCAACAGGACCCCAGACACAGGACCAACAAUAGUGCACUGCAGUGCUGGUGUUGGCAGGACUGGCACAUUCAUUGCCCUGGACAGAAUUCUGCAGCAGCUGGAUUCAAAGGACAGCGUUGACAUUUACGCAGCAGUACAUGACCUGAGGCUUCACCGGGUUCACAUGGUUCAGACAGAGUGCCAGUAUGUGUAUCUGCACCAGUGCGUGAGGGAUGUGCUGAGAGCCAGGAAGCUGCGCAGCGAACAGGAGAAUCCUCUCUUUCCCAUAUAUGAAAAUGUGAAUCCAGACUAUCCCAGAGAUGCUGUUUAUUCAAGGCACUAAGAAUGUUGCAGAGACCUGCUUGUGUGACCCCUGUUGUUACCUCGGGGGGGCCAGGAGAGGUCAGUUUGAGGGUUGGGGGUUGUUACUGUUGAUGCCUGUGUUUGAUGCACUAGAAAGGUGCCAGACCUUUCUGUUGAGACUGUUUAUAAUUUAUUGGUCUGGUGAUUCAUGGGUUUAGUUGGUUUUUUUUUUUCCCCAGCAGAGAUCUUAAUUUAAGUGUAAUGGAUAUUAAUGUAUAUAUAAUUAAUUGUAUUUUGGCCUUAUGUAAAUAUGUAUUUUUUUUGGGGGAGGGGGGUUCUAGAUAUGUUUAUAUUAAUAUGAAGCUUCAAAUAAUACUUUUUUUUUCCCCUUAAUAUAGUUGUUUUUUUUUUUUAAUGGAUUAUUCCACAUAAACUAUUUUAAAUUGUAUGGCUUAACAGGAGCAAAAAAAAACCCAGACUCAAUGAGGGAAAAUAAACCCCUCAUUUUCCUCUUUUGGACUGUUCACUGUUUGUGAGGUGAAAUAAGCUACUAUGAAAGCAAGGGGAACAGUAGUCCUGUGUAGAAAUUAAGAUGCUACUCUCUAACACUUCAAAACUUCCUGGUUUUGACCUGAUGGAAGCAGGUCUGACCCAUAGGACAAUGGCAAUGCCUUCUACAGAGCUCAUCAGAGCUGGCUCCAGCUCACUAGGAGCAGCUGUUUCAGUAGGUCUAACAGAGAAAAAUGUCAAACCAUGUACACUGCUGUGAAGUCAAGCAAGGCCUUGCCCCAACAUGCUUUGAGUGGAGACAGGUCCUAUUCUGAGUGCUUUGCACUGGUUUAAGAGGGCAGAAUCAGACCACAGCCUGUGUCUGUGCAGUGUUGUCAUUGCAGAGUGUGGGAGUGUGGAGCAGUUCUGUUACAAAUACACCCAACUAUGUGAGGGCCAAAAUGCAUUCUUCUUUGCUGCUCCUGAGCUGAUGCAAUCAGAGAAUUGUCAGGAUUGGAAGGGACCUCAAGCAUCAUCUAGCUCCAGCU